Molecule: messenger RNA, 1059 nt
Organism: Monoraphidium neglectum
Lineage: Eukaryota; Viridiplantae; Chlorophyta; Chlorophyceae; Sphaeropleales; Selenastraceae
Exons: 3
Coding region: 1-1059 (352 amino acids)
Source: RefSeq, a predicted model, not a curated record
AUGUCGGCGGCAGCCGCGGCCGCAGCUGCCGCGCCGCGCACGCCUGCUGCCGGUCGCAUGCCGCCGCCGCCGCCGCAGGCACCGCCGGCGCCGCCGCCGGCUGCGUCGCCUCGCGAGCAUGCAGAGGGGGCGAGCGGUGAUGCCGGCAGCGAGGUGAGCGAGGACGACGCGUAUGACAUGACAUCAUUCCUGCGGCGCCAGCAGCAGCAGCAGCAGGAGCAGCAGCAGCAGGAGGAGCACGGGGAGCAGCAGGCGGGGGAGCUGGAGCAGCGGGAGCAACAGGCUGCGCGGGAGGAGGGACAGGAGGGCAGGGGCCAGCAGGAGGAGGAGCAGGAGGGGGAGCAGGCAGGCGUCGAGUUGGAAGAGCAGCAAGGCAUUGGGGAGGGGGGCGGUGGCACCGGCAGCCCAGACGAGCGGGACGAGCAGGGGGCGUGGGAGGCGGAUGAUGCCGCGGCGUUUGCGGCGUUCGGCAGCGGCAGCAGCGACGGCAGCGACGGCGGCGACGGCAGCAACAGCGGCGGCAGCAGCGGCAGCGGGAGCGACGAGGAGGAGGCGGCCCUGGCGGAAGCUGAGGAGAAGCUGAUGGGGGAGCCGGGGCAUGGCGGCGCGCGCCGGCGCGCGCGGCCGGGGGAGUCCCCGGGGCCGAGCACCCCGGCGAUUGCAAGUGGCGCGGCCGCGGCCGCCGUUGCGGCGGCGGGGCCGCCGCUGAGCCGGGGGUCAAAGGUGCUGCUCAGCUUCAGGCUGGAGAAGAUGGGCCUCACGGAUUCCGAGGUCGGCACCGAGGGCGCCAAGGCUGUGCUGGGGGCGGUCCCAGUCGCGCGGCCGCCCGGGCUGAAGCCCCUGUGGCUGCGGCUGGAGUGGAACCAGGUCGAUGCCGCGGAGCUGACGCGCUUCAUUGCACAGGAGUGCGCCCCCCGCGGCCUGGUGGUGGAUGUGGCUGAGGAGGUCAAGGCUGCGGAGAGGGCGGCGCACGACAAGGCGCUCAAAUGGAACCUGCACCACAGGGCGGUGGGUGGCUGGAGGAUGGCUGACGGGCCAAGGAGCGGGCAGGAUAGCUGA